AUGAAGGUGGCAAUCAUCAUCCCAUUCCGAAAUCUCCAUGACCACCUGAAGUACUGGCUGUAUUACCUCCAUCCUAUACUGAUGCGACAGCAGGUGGACUAUGGUGUGUAUGUCAUCAACCAGGACGGAGAAGGAGUGUUCAACCGGGCAAAACUGAUGAAUGCAGGCUAUGUUGAAGCGCUGAAGGAAUAUGAUUACGAUUGCUUCGUCUUCUCUGACGUCGAUCUGGUUCCUAUGGACGACCGUAAUCUCUACCGAUGUUUUGAUUCUCCCAGACACUUGGCUGUCGCCAUGGACAAGUUUAACUUCAUAUUACCAUAUAUUACAUUCUUUGGUGGGGUUCAUUCAUUGUCAAAAGAGAAAUUCUUGAGAAUUAAUGGCUUCCCCAAUACUUACUGGGGUUGGGGUGCUGAAGAUGAUGAUAUAUAUAAUCGGAUUUUAUUCCGUGGAAUGAAAAUUUCUCGGCCUAACUUGAUAAUAGGGAGGUAUAAGAUGAUUAAACAUCUGAGAGACUUACACAAUGAGCCAACAAAGAAAUUGCACAACACCCAAUGGCAAAUGGAAAAAGACGGUAUCAAUUCCCUCAAUUACACAGUCAAGGAGAUGGUGAAAGAUAAAAUGUACACAUUUGUCACUGUGGAUAUUCAGGCUACGCAAUAA
Molecule: messenger RNA, 660 nt
Organism: Labrus bergylta (ballan wrasse)
Lineage: Eukaryota; Metazoa; Chordata; Actinopteri; Labriformes; Labridae
Source: RefSeq, a predicted model, not a curated record